Messenger RNA from Chrysemys picta bellii (western painted turtle), 7459 nucleotides. It is a transcript of the gene FGD5, whose product is annotated as FYVE, RhoGEF and PH domain containing 5. Lineage: Eukaryota; Metazoa; Chordata; Testudines; Emydidae. Gene Ontology annotation, cellular component: cytoplasm. The record is from RefSeq and is a predicted model, not a curated record. Gene Ontology annotation, molecular function: guanyl-nucleotide exchange factor activity; metal ion binding.
UGCACUGCAGCUUUCAAUCCCUGAGCGAGCCAAAGGGCUUCCUCUGCAGGAAAGGAAGGGAAAUGCCUGUGAGGAGGAGGCGGUGGCGAGCCCUGGCCAGUGCGCUGCGAUCAGAGCGGGACCCGACCAGCUGCCAGCAGCCAGUCUGCCUUGCCAGGCUAAGCAUGGAUCGCGCCUCCUGAGCCGACCACCCCUCCCGCCCCCCACAUCCACUGCUGACUAGUUAUCCCCUCCCUUCUCAGCCCCACACCGACCCCGCUCCAGCUCCGGGAGGGAAGGAGGUGCGACCGACCCAGGCGUGCAGGACCAUGAUCUGAGGGCGGGAGACCUGAAAGUUGGGGGAGAUGAGCAACGCAGACUUCACAAAACCACCACUAGCACCAAAACCAAAGAUUAUCAGUCAUCUUUCUUCCGUGGCUGUCUCCAAAUUUCCGCCUUCAUUGUCAAGGCCUGAUAUUCUUCAUAAUCCAAACUCUAUGUCUAGGGGUCCAAAACCACCCAUUGCUCCCAAGCCAAAACUCUCAGCUGACACUGAGGGGAGGUCCAGUGUUUAUACCAACAAUAACUUAAAUAAAUUCACAAAUGGAAAACUGAUAUGUCCCGAUGGAGAGCUGUAUGAAGGAAAUCAAUGCAACAUUGAGUGCUCGGAAUCUGAGGCUGGUGAUGAAUAUAUCGUAGUUCCUGAAGCUCAGCUGACUGAUGACUUUGAACAUGCGCAUGACGAGUGUUUAGAGUCAUCUGCAGAGAAUGAGGUCUUAGAAACUCCAGAAGCAUCCGGGGAGGAAGAGGAUCAUAGCAUAGCUAAUGACGAGGAGAUCUGUAAUCCAGAAAUAACUGAAGCCGAGGACAAUGACUCUUCAGAUGCUGUGGAACCAGACUCAGAUGGAGCAACAGAAAUGAGAGGCUGUGACAGGUCUGAAGCAGUUAGUCAAGUGUCUUCAGGAGCCCUUGAAGUAGAAGAUGUUGCUUCUAAGAAUAUGGAGGAAGAAGUGGACUGUGUAGAUGACCCCCAAAACUACUUCAAAGGUGAGGCUGAGGAAACAUUUAAUAACCUCAAUCUGGUAAAGGACAAUAAUGAGUAUAACCUGGAAAACUGUAAGAUUUUGAAUGGAGAUGAGGACUUGAAGGGCAAUAUCUGUGAAGACAUUAUUCUAACACAUUUACCUGUAGAUGAUGAGCCAAUACCAGAAGAGAAUGAUGAACUGCCCCAAACUUUAGAAGAUGAGCUAUCAAACAAUGACACAGAAGUGAGUCCAGCAAACAAUGGUGACCUGGAUGAUAAUGCAGAGUUUGUACUGAGUACAGAAACGGAAUUAGUAAAUUAUGGUUGUGCAAAUCCUGAUAUAAUUCCUGAUGAUGUUGAUGAAGAAGAAACAGACAUUGGGUUAGGACUGAAAGAAAAUGAACCUGACGCAGAAGGGGAUUUGGGAGGUUCUAUCAAUGAAGCUGCAGCUGAAGAAGAGGAAGUAAGUCCAGAUAGCGACAAAGAAACAAAUGUGGAAAGGGAAGACUAUAUAGAUGAUGGGUACCAAACCACUGAGAUGAAGAGUGAGGAGGAAACAUCAAAGACAACAUGUGAGGCUAGAGAAGACUCUGAAAAAGAGGAAGAAGUGGUGAAGGCAGAGAAUAUAGAUGAUAGUUGUCAAAUUGUUCCGUUUGAGAGCGAAUGCAAUGAAGAUGUCAUUGACUCACCCCAAGAAAACUUAGAUGAUAAUUUGCAACUGGAAAGGACUUUUUUGAGUAAUGAUAGCCAGCUCUCUAGUCCUCAAACUGCUAGUGAGCCAGAGCUGGAAGGGGAAUCUAAACCAAAUGUGUUUGUUGAAGAUUGUGGUGACAAUGAAUGUGUCUUGGAAGAAUCUGAAUCAGAUGAGCAAGUUCUUGAAGGCACCAAGGUCAGUCAUAGUAGCUUUGAAGAAAGCUCCCCAAAUCCACCUGAACAAGCAUCAGUUGAGGAUAAAUACCAUACAGCGGAAGAAUUAGCUAGUUGUGAUCAAAGCAAAUAUAAAGCAGACUAUGAUAGCGAACAUGAGUCUAGUGAGUAUUUAGCAGUCCCUGAAGUGGUUGUUGUACCUGAGGAAGGAGAAACAACCAGUGAUUCUCUAGAUGAUCCUUAUGUGAUGCCCUCAGAGAAUGCAACCCCUCAUGUUAGAGAAGUGGUGCAGACUGAAUUAGAAGAUAUUCCAUGUGAUUACAGCAUAAGAGAAGAACUAAUUGUAGACACUGAAAACAACCUGCUAUCCAUUGAUCGAAAAAGUAUGGUCACUAGAACAAGGUCACUCUCUGGGAAAGUGCCUGGCUAUGUGCCAGAAACUGUUCCAGAAGAAACUGGACCAGAAACGGAUGUACAGUCCUCAAAUGAUGACUCUCUGACUGAACAUUUAACCAAUAACUUACCGCUCUUGGAAGGAAAACCAAUAGAAGUCAAUAGGGCCUUACCAGCCACGUCAAGACGCUUUAUUUUAUACCCACGGUCUUACUCGGUAGAAGGGAGAGAUAUGCCAGUCUCUGUUUACAGAGAAACUGAUGGCUCUACAUUGGAUGACAAUAGAAUAAAGAGGACAGAAGACAACCUCUUUUUGCCCUGUGUAAUUGGUUCUUCAGGUAGCUUUUCACAGAGGAAUCACCUUUCAUCAAGUGGUGUGUCCACCCCAUCCUCAGUUGUUGACAUACCACCUCCUUUUGAACUAGCCUGUAUCACCAAAAAGCCAAUCACUAAAAGUUCCCCCUCACUUUUAAUAGAGAACGAAUCUCCUGAUAAGUACACUAAGAAAAAGAAAUCAUCUUUUAAGAGGUUUCUCACCCUAAAAUUUAAGAAGAAGACAGAAAAUAAGGUCCAUGUGGAUGUUAAUGUUUCCUCUUCAAGGUCCUCUUCAGAGUCUAGCUAUCACGGGACUUCUAGGAUUAUGGAACUGGACAGAAGGAGCUUGAGUAGUUCACCUCAGCUAAAGUCCCAUACUGGGAAGCUGCGAGCUUCUGAGUCUCCCUCUACUGUUCUUUUCUACAAGGAUGGUAAAAGAAAGGGGAUCCCCAAAACCUUUAGCAGGAGUGUGUCGAGAGUGGAGUCCUUUGAGGAUCGAUCCAGACCUCCUUUCAUGCCACUCCCCUUAACUAAACCUAGGUCUAUUUCGUUCCCUAAUGCUGAUACUUCUGACUAUGAGAACAUUCCAGCUGUGAGCUCCGAUUAUGAAAAUAUACAAAUUCCUCCUCGAAGACCAACCAGAGCAGGAACUUUUACAGAAUUUUUUGAAGAUCCCAGUAGGGCAUUAUCUGCUGCUAAUGAGAAUGACGGCUAUGUGGAUAUGAGCAGCUUCACAGCCUUUGAGAACAAGCAGCAAACCACAGACCAGGAAACAGAAAGUGCCUAUACCGAGCCUUACAAGGUGUGCCCUGUCUCUGUGGUACCCGUGGAGGACGUCACAUCAGACGAGGAACAGAAGAGUUCAGAAGAUGAGGAGAGUAGCCAAGGGGAUCCCAGCCUCGUCCAUAAAAAAGAAGGACAGUCCAGAGCUUACCUCAUCGCCCAGGAGCUGGUGUCUUCGGAGAAAGUAUAUGUGGAGAUGCUCCGGCUGUUACAUGUGGAUUUCCAUGAAGCAGUCUUGAAAGUGCUGGGGGAUGAGGAUGAAAAUGAGAGGGAGGAGGUGAAGCUCAAGCAGGGCUUGAGUGAGAUCCCUGAAAUCUACAGACUACACCAGGAGAUACUGGGAGAACUGGAGGAAAGAGUCCUCAAUUGGGAGGAACACCAGAAAGUGGCUGACGUUUUUCUCUCAAGAGAAUCAAGGUUCAAUCACCACACAGCAUAUAUUAUGCAGUUUGAUAGGAAUUUGGCUUUGCUAGAUGAAACCUGCCUUAAAUCUUCCCAGCUGGCCACUGUCAUCCGGGAGUUUGAGCAGGAUCCUGGCGGCAGCCCUCUGAAUGUGAAACACCAGUUUUUGAAAGUGGUGCAGCGCAUAUUCCAGUACCGCGUGCUACUCACAGAUUACUUGAAUAACCUUUGUCCUGAUUCUGCAGAGUAUGAAGACACACAAGCUGCCUUACUCAUGGUCUCUGAAAUUACGGACCGAGCCAACGACAGCAUGCAGCAAGGGGAAAACUUGCAGAAGCUGGUACACAUUGAGCACAGUGUCAGGGGGCAAAGCAACCUCCUCCAGCCAGGAAGGGAGUUUCUGAAAGAGGGAACACUGAUGAAAGUGUCUGGGAAAAACAGGCAUCCUCGGCAUUUGUUCUUGAUGAAUGAUAUUCUGCUGUACACGUAUCCCCAGAAGGAUGGCAAAUACCGACUGAAGAACACCUUGGCUGUGUCCGGCAUGAGGGUCAGCCGCCCAGUGACAGAAAAAGCCCAAAACGUCCUGAAGAUUGAAUACGCUGAACACUGCCUGACCCUGUCAGCAAGUUCAUGCUCUGAAAGGGACGAGUGGUAUAGCUGCAUCAGCAGAACCAUUCCAGAUGACUACAAAGCUCACAAUGCAUCUACCUUUCACAACAGUAUUGAGCUAAGGGAAAGACUGGGAAUAUCCUUGGGUGAGAGGCCUCCAACCUUGGUACCUGUGUCCCACGUCAUGAUGUGUAUGAACUGCGGCUCUGAUUUUACCCUCACUCUGAGACGCCAUCAUUGCCAUGCAUGUGGGAAGAUUGUAUGUCGAAAUUGUUCAAGAAAUAAGCAUCCCCUGACGUACCUCAAAGACCGACUAGCAAAAGUCUGUGACGGCUGCUACUCAGAACUAAGAAAAAGAGAGCGGCCAGUAAGUGUGAGCUUCCCUCCAACUUCAUCCAGGUUUUCAGGCAGUGCCUUCUCUUCCGUCUUCCACAAUAUUCACUACUCAUCCUUCAAGAAACAAAAGAAGAUCCCUUCUGCUCUUAUGGAGGUAGGACCAACGCUGCCUGAGAAAAGGUGGCAGCUUCAGGAGAGGGCUCUUCUAUCAGUGGCUAUCUCAGCAGGUGUAAGAGAGGCAAAAGGCACUGGAAGAAGCUCUGGUUUGUUAUCAAAGGCAAAGUCCUCUACACCUACACGGCAAGUGAGGAUAAAGUCGCCACAGAGAGUCUGCCUUUGCUGGGUUUCACAGUUGCCCCAGAAAAGGAGGAAGGAAGUACGGAUGCAGUUUUCCAUCUUUACCACAAGCAAACCUUGUUUUAUAGCUUCCGCUCGGAGGAUAACAAUUCAGCACAGAGGUACUGCGCGUGGAAUUGCAAUUACAUACUAAUCCGUGAAUGAGCAUAAAGUGUGGAUUGAAGCCAUGGAAGAAGCAACCAUAUUAUAGCAGUAAUCCAUCAAGAGGACUUGGAAUAAACUCUCAGAUUUCUCUACAUUCCCAUCAGCCCGUUUCUGUUUCAAGAAGCUGAGUAGUGUAUUUCAAACCACCUGGCUAUACACUCUGGAUAUGAACUGUUUCCAGAUUGCUAUCUUUCUUUUGCUUCCUUCAUUUUAAAUCCACAUUUUUUUUUGCAAGUUGAAAACUUUAAAAUAGAGAAUAUUCAUGGUCCUCUUUAUGUCUGUGCGAGUUCAACCUGUGCUAUAACUCAUUCCCAUAAUCCCACAGUAAGUUAAGUUUUAACAUCAAGACAAGAAAUAGAUACAAAUUAUUUCUGAACUCACAUGGAAGUACUGGCUAACAGUAAGUAACAGGCUCAGUUUUACUUACCCUAGAGAACUAUCAACUUUCAUUUUGUUGGUUUUGGUGUCUACCAUGAAAUAAGAAAUAAUGCAGUAAACCACAGAUUCUCAUUUAAAGCACUUUAUUGUUUUAUUGUAUUACAGCUUCAUUUUUUUCAAUGUUUCCAAGGAAUUUUGUGGACUGAUUUACCACCAGUCCAUUAACAAGUGCCAGCAUGAAGUCGUGCACUGCAUACAAUAAAUUGCUUCCACAGACAAUGAACAAAUACAUGCAAUGCACUAUGUAUGGUCUGCCAGUACUCCAAUGGCUAGGAUCCAGGGUGAUUACUUGCCAAUUUAUAAUUUUACAUAAAUCACUGUAUAAUUUAUUUAAUACGUUUCAUUUCUUACCACUACAGUACUUUAAAAUGCACUACGGUAGCUCUCCAAACCCACAUGCUGAAUACCGUUUUCCCCUGUAGAUUGUAUCUGACUGAAAUCCAAAGGAUAUUUUAAUUUAUUGUAAGCCUUAAGACAGUUUUCAUUUGACACCGGUCGACUUAUUAGUGUUAGAUUAUUUAAAUAUCUGAUAGAAUCUUUUUAUUUUAAAAAGCCAUGUUGUUACUGCUUUGAUGACGUCUGAUAAAGGUCAUCAAAAAUUUAAUUCCUGUUACCAGCAUAUAGUAAUAGAUAUGCUGGCUGGCUGAAAAACACUUGUCCGAACAUGGUCUGUCAAAGUGCUUUGGAAUUCCUGUGGCUAAAUGCUGCUGUGCAGAUCCCCAGGUGCUGUACAUCAGCACAGCUCCACUGAAGUCAAUGGACCUAUCCUGAUUUACACCAGCUGAGGAUGUAGCCCUAUAGGCUGAGUUUUGUUUGGGGUUUUUUUUAUAUAAAGAGAAAAAAGCAAUGUUAUAAAUAUUGUAAUAAAAUGAUUUAAUGUCAUACACUUCUCCUAAUACUAGACUGAGGAAUAGACUGGCAGUUAUGUGAAAGUAGAUCUUUGUAUAGACUACAACAGUCAAAGAUUUACUUACAUUAAAAUACGUUUUCAGGGGGAAAUGUUUUUUUAUUACUAGCAUUUUUAAUAUUUUUCUUCCGUAAUUUGCAUCAAAACCUGAAUUUCUGGUUCAAAUGGUGACUGGUUAGAAUUGUCCAUAUUUUUUAAACGUUUACAAAAUGUAUUCAGGUGAAACUAAGUAGUCAGUUCUGUUCACCAUUUGAAAAAAUAAUUACAAGUUUAAAAAAAAUCUAAUAUGGACCUAAUUGAACAGUGAAAUGCAGUUGUGUAGUUUUGUUGAUACAUCUCAGUCUCUGAUACUCUGUUGCAUAAAGCACAGUCAUAUGCAAAGAGGAAUUAAUUAUAAAAAGAAUAAAGCUUUUGUAUUAUCUUAAAAGUGGGUAAACUCCAAUGUUAACUCUGUACAUUUUGUGUUACAACUAUGGCCUUGCUUCCAUUAGACUGUAAAUGUUCUCUUUUGUUUUUUCAUUUUUUUCCCUUUAAAAAUCAUUUGUUGGAUUUGCACUGACAAAAACAAAGAAUGUUAAAUACAAAGUAUAACAGAUUUAAAUCACUAACCAAGGUUUCAAACAAAAAACUGUGCUACAAAUAACAGUAUUAUGAACAUUUAGGUGCUGACAUUUCGGCCCAGAUCCUCAAAAGGUAUUUAGGCACCUAACUCUCCCACUGAAAUCAAUGGGAAUUAGGCCCCUAACUACCUUAAACGAUCUGGGUCUUGGUGACUUGUAUGAAGUUUUCAGUAACUGACAGGAAAUAAAUACAUGAAAAUAUUUUGUUGUAAAAAAUAAAUACAGUGCUAUUAAACUUCUUGUUUUAAGUAAUGUGGAAAAAUUAAAAAGCAACAUAUAAUUCCA